Ananas comosus (pineapple) is the source of this 522-nucleotide messenger RNA. RefSeq names its product DNA-binding protein EMBP-1-like. The record is from RefSeq and is a predicted model, not a curated record. Bases 1 to 522 code for a protein of 173 amino acids. Lineage: Eukaryota; Viridiplantae; Streptophyta; Magnoliopsida; Poales; Bromeliaceae. The transcript has a single exon.
AUGGAGCCGCAAGCUCGGCUCGGAUCGAGCUUGCCAGAAAACCCGCAGGGCGACUCUAGUGCGGUGGCGGCGCUCGGGACGGCUCAGGGCGGCGGUGACCGACCACCUGAGGUCGGAGGGGGUGCCACAGGGUGGCCCAAGGUGGUGGCGGCGCGGGGAAGAGGUCGCAGACCUACCUCGGCCUGGGCUCAGUCUAGAAGGCAGCAGGCGGUUGGUGCGGCUGCAGCGGCGCUCCGGGCGGCUCAGGGUGACGGCGGCCGACUGCCCGAGGUGGAGGAGAUGCCUCAAGGUUGGCCCGGGGUGGCGGCGACGCGAGGGGAAGGCCGCACGGUCAGCUUUGCCUGGGCUCGGCCAAGCUGGGCGCAGGAUGCAGCAGCAGCAGUAGCGAUGCCCAGAGGUGACGGCGGUCGGCGGGGAGGCUUGCCAGGGCACAGGGGCGACACCGGAAUGGUGCAGGGAGAUGACUGCAGCCUCAGAUCUGUCCGCAACCCGAGAGGAAGAAAGAUAGAGGGAGAGGGAUGA